CAACUAACACUUCAUUAUUCCUUUUCUACCAAGAAAUUCUUUGAAUGAUGGGAGCCAAAAUUACAUUGACAGGAACAAAAUCAACAAAAAUCCCAAAACCCCGAUUCAAUGAACCAAAUAAAGAUUGGGGGAAUCAAAACUCUCUCUCAAAAAUGAAAAACCUCCAUUGUCGUGCCACCAUCACAUUCUCUCUCUUCUUCUUCUUCUUCCCUUUUCUCUCUCUAGCCAUUGACACCAUAACACCGACAGAAUCCCUCACCAUCAAUCAAACUCUAGUCUCUAAUGGUAAAGUUUUCGAGUUGGGUUUCUUCAAUACAAGCAAUAAUUUGUAUAUAGGCAUUUGGUACAAGCAAAUUGAGCCAAGGACGAUUGUUUGGGUAGCUAACAGAGACAACCCCAUUACUUCGUCUUCCGGGAAAUUAACAAUCGGCGACGACAGGAACAUAGUAGUUUUAAAUGAAGCCGAAACCGCCGUCUGGUCAUCGAAUCAAUCUGUUCCGGUGGUGAACACAGUGGCGCAGCUUCUGGACAACGGUAAUUUUGUUCUUCGUGGUGAAAACGAUGAUGACCCGGAGAAUUAUAUCUGGCAAAGCUUCGAUAAUCCGACGGAUACUCUGUUACCGGAGAUGAAGCUCGGGUGGAACGCGGAUACCGGAGUAAAUCGAUUUCUACAGUCGUGGAAGACCAACUCCGAUCCGGGUUCCGGUGAUUUUACUUUUAAAAUGGAUACCGAUGGUUUCCCGGAGGUUAUUUUAUCGAAAAAAGGAACGGAAACCUAUCGGAGUGGGCCGUGGAACGGGAGAAGGUUUAGCGGCGUACCAGAGAUGAAAUCGGCGGUUGUAAUCAACUUCAAAUUCGAGUAUAACUCCGAUGAGAUUACUUAUUCGUUUGAAAUGCUGAAUAGUUCUAUAUAUUCUCGAUUGAUCAUGAGCUCCUCGGGUCAACUCCAGCGAUUCACAUGGGUCGAAUCAUCAAAAACAUGGAGUGAAUACUGGUUCGCUCCACGGGAUCAAUGCGAUUAUUAUCAGCAAUGUGGUCCGUUUGGCGUUUGUGAUGCAAAUUCUCCGCAGGUCUGCAAAUGUAUGAAGGGAUUCGAGCCGAAAAACAAACAGGCAUGGGAUUUACGAGAUGGGUCAGACGGGUGUAUUCGGACCUCCGAUUUGGAUUGCGGGUCGGAUGGAUUUCUGCCAUUGAAGAACAUGAAAUUACCAGAGAGUUCAAAAGCCAUUGUUAAUCAAACGAUAAAUUUGAGCGAGUGUCGUGAGAUUUGCAAAAGGAAUUGCAAUUGUACUGCUUAUGCUAAUACGGAUAUCACUGAUGGCGGGUCGGGUUGUGUGAUUUGGGAAUUGAAUCUCGUUGAUAUGAGGCAGUAUGCUGAUUCUGAAGGUAGUGGACAAGAUCUUUACGUUAGAGUUGCAGCUUCUGAUUUGGAUCAAUCACCGACUUCAUCAAGUACUAUUGGAAAUGGCUCCAGCAAUAAUGUGGUCAAAAUUGUCGCCAUUACAUGCAGUAUUUCUGCGGUAUUAAUAAUUUUAUUGAUACUCUUUUACCUAAGGCGAAAAAUGCGACCUUUGAAAAAAUCAAAGACGAUUCGAAAAGGUCCACAUGAAAGAAGUCAAGAUUUUUUGAUGAAUGACGGGAUUAUUGUUCCAAGUAGAAAAGAUUAUUCUGGUGAAACUACAAAUGAAGACCUCGAAUUACCAUUAUUUGAUUUUACAACUUUGGUUGUUGCUACAAACAACUUCUCUAACGCAAAUAAACUCGGCCAAGGUGGAUUCGGAUGCGUUUAUAAGGGUGUUUUAACGGAAGGUGAAGUUGUAGCUGUAAAAAGGCUCUCAAGAACAUCGGGUCAAGGGAUCGAAGAACUUAAAAACGAGGUUCGAUUAAUUGCAAAGCUUCAACAUAGAAACCUCGUACGAUUACUAGGUUGUUGCAUUGAGGUCGAAGAGAAAUUGUUGAUUUACGAGUACAUGGAAAACAAAAGUCUCAAUACGUUUCUUUUUAAUAUAGAGAAAAGCGCACAACUUAAUUGGCAAAUGCGAUUCAAUAUUGUAUGUGGGAUUGCUCGUGGGCUCCUUUAUCUUCAUCAAGAUUCAAGAUUUAGGAUCAUUCAUCGGGAUCUUAAAGCGAGUAAUAUUUUAUUAGAUAAAGAAAUGAACCCAAAAAUAUCGGAUUUUGGUAUGGCGCGUAUUUUUGGGAGUGAUCAAACAGAAGCGGAAACAAAGAAAGUGGUUGGGACACAUGGUUACAUGGCGCCUGAAUAUGCAAUGGAUGGACUUUUCUCGAUAAAAUCAGAUGUUUUUAGUUUUGGGGUUUUGGUGUUAGAGAUCGUGAGCGGUCAAAAGAAUCGAGGAUUUUACUAUGCAAGUAACCAACUUAACCUUCUUGGACAUACAUGGAAGCUAUGGAAAGAAGGAAAGGCUUUAGAACUACUUGAUGAAUCCAUAGGUGCUGAAUUUUCGAAUGAUGAAGUAUUGAGAUGCAUACAAAUUGGAUUAUUAUGUGUUCAAGAACAAGCAGAAGAUAGACCUACUAUGUCAAAAGUAAUGUUAAUGUUGAGUAGUGACACUAUACAAUUGCCUCAACCAAAAUACCCGGGAUUCAGUCUUGGAAAAAGACAUUUUGAAAUAGAAUCCUCGAGUAAACAAGACGAAUCAAUGUCAAUAAACGAAGUCACUGUCACUAUACUAGAUGGUAGGUAGCCAAAACUAGGUUAACCAUCAAUGUACAUUGUGUUUUCCCGUUUUUUUUUUUUUUUUUUUUUAAUUAUUAUUUUUCCAUUAUUCUUUUUUAAUAGAAAAAGGAGACUUUGUGUUAAUUUUUUACACAAGCAAUGAGUGUUUAUAGAUGAUUUUGUCAA
Molecule: messenger RNA, 2860 nt
Organism: Lactuca sativa (garden lettuce)
Lineage: Eukaryota; Viridiplantae; Streptophyta; Magnoliopsida; Asterales; Asteraceae
Product: receptor-like serine/threonine-protein kinase SD1-8
Biological process (GO): protein phosphorylation; recognition of pollen
Molecular function (GO): ATP binding; protein serine/threonine kinase activity
Source: RefSeq, a predicted model, not a curated record